Trichoderma atroviride IMI 206040 is the source of this 3054-nucleotide messenger RNA. The record is from RefSeq and is a predicted model, not a curated record. Lineage: Eukaryota; Fungi; Ascomycota; Sordariomycetes; Hypocreales; Hypocreaceae.
GAUAAGGCAUUUCUUCGAAAGUUCAGCAAAACAAAUCCUAUUGAUAACAAAAAUCGAAUUUUGGAAUCCAAGGGUGGCCUCCUGGACAACUCAUAUCGCUGGAUCCUAGAGCACGAGCAGUUUACGAAGUGGUAUAUCAUCGAAAAUAGUGGCGUCUUAUGGAUCAAGGGAGACCCCGGAAAGGGCAAGACAAUGCUGCUUUGUGGAAUUAUUAAAGAAUUUGGAAAAGAUCCAAAGAUACAAGGGAGAUUGGCCUACUUCUUUUGCCAAGGUACCGAUAAUAAGAUUAAUACCUCUACAGCGAUUAUCAGAGGCUUAAUCUAUCUAUUCCUUUGUCAAUAUCCCAAGCUUCUUUCGCGUAUUCGACAAGAAAACAUGAACGAACCAGAUGAAUUUCUGGAAGGAGAUAACGAACGAUUUGCCUUGUGCAGGAUCUUCAAAAGUGUUAUAAAAGACCCCUGCAUUACAGACCCUGUUUGUGUUAUUGACGCCCUUGACGAGUGUCAGCAUGAAGAGUCUCUACAAUCUCUUUUCAACCUAAUCGUGGAUACAAGUAGCCGAGUCAAGUGGCUACUAUCUAGUCGAAAUGAAACAUGGAUGGAACGCGGUCUCUGUGCGGUUGAAGAGCACCAGAGACUGAUCCUGGAGCUUAGAGAAAAUUCAGAGCACGUUUCCAGUGCGGUCAAAACAUAUAUUAGCCAUUGCAUUCAGGAUAUUUAUGCAUUGAAAGAUGAUGCAGAACUACGGCAUAAAACAGCAGAGUUACUAAACGCAAAGGCAAAUGGUACCUUUUUAUGGGUAACACUCGUUGUUAAAGAGUUGCGCAAUGCGAGCCAUCCUUACGUCGAAGCUGUACUGCAAAGCAUGCCCGAGGAUUUAAAAGAACUUUACGACGAAAUUUUGAGGCGUGCUAAGAAGCGCUGGAAGGCCAAUGAACGCGCUUGCCUGGCUACUUUGGCGACUGUCACGGCUGCUAAACGGCCUCUUUUGAUGGAAGAACUAUACAUGUUUAUCAGCCCAACGUUGAGACGCCUUGAGGGCAAAUACAACAUUCAUAGCGUCAAAGGCUUCGUGGAAGCAUGUGGGUCCUUUAUAUCCAACACGAAUGAUACCGUCUAUUUUAUUCAUCAAUCCGUCAAGGACUACAUGGUUCAGGAAGCGAAUAAAACAGUUUUCUCUUCGGGUAUUGCCGGCCAGCAUUUUACAAUGUUUGACAUCUCGAUCUCCGAAAUGAACAAAACGCUCAAGCGUAAUGAAUAUCUCGCGAAACUGGUAUCCGAAGAUAUACAUGAGAUUAUUCCAUCGGGUACCACCCUUUCAACAUCAAUAGAAUAUUGCUGUACAUUUUGGGUUGAACAUCUAGUUGAAAGUUGUGAAUUUCAACAAUCUCGGCUUCGGGAGUGCCUAAAAAAUCAUGAAAAACUUCAUAUUUUCAUUAACGAAAAAUAUUUAUAUUGGCUGGAAGCAAUGAUGAGGUUAAAACCGACAACUCAGGCAGUUGAAGCUCUUCAGAAGCUUCAUGAUUUGAUCACAAGCUGCUCCGGGAGUGAGAUUGAAAUAACUCGAUUACUCGAACUUACGAAAGAUCUCUAUCGAGCCAUCUCCGAGAAUAGGGCCAUGAUCGAGGCAUUUCCUUCGCAGAUCUAUAUCUCGGCCCUUGUAUUCAGCCCGAUGAAGAGCAGACUUAGGAAGACAUUUGAAGCAGCAGAAUCUCCGACGUGGAUGCCUAUCAAACCUAUAAUGCGACAAGAGUGGGGCGCCUGCCUACAGACCAUCGAGUCCCACGAGAGACGGAUUCAUUUUGUAACGUUUUCACCAGACAAUAGUAAGCUGGCGUCGAUUAUACGGAAUGAGAUUAUCGAAGUUUGGGACUUGGCGACGGGAGCGCUUGUGCAAGAUUUACAGGGACGUAAAUUUGCGACUAGCGCAGCUUUUUCGUCAAACGGUAAUAUGCUGGCGCUUCUUUGCCUCGACGCAAACGACGAAGAUAUUUACGUGUGGGACGUUGCCAGUGGUAAAUAUCGCUGGGCAUCCACCGGUCAUGCAAGUUCUACGACCGCCUUGGCCGUUUCGCCUGAUGGUUCGCGACUGGCAUUGGCAGCGCAUAGCGGAACAAUCAAGGUCUUGGAAAUGGCCGCCCGCGCGCCUCUACAGAGCCCUGAAAGCCGCCCCGACGCAAUCGUGGAAAUGGCGUUUUCACCCAGUGGCAAAUGGCUGGCUUCGCUCUCUUACAAUGGUACCAAACUUUGGGACCCGGCUACAGGCGAGUGUCUACGGACGUGGAGGGCAUCAUCGAAUCUCACAGCCCUUGCAAUUUCACUGGACAGUGUGUGGCUGGCAGUAAGCGAUGAUAAAGGCACUAUACACGUUUAUGACGCGGCAACAGGCGCAUGUCAUCAGACACUGACUCCAGCGAAAUAUGAUUAUAGUUACACAGGCUCCAAAGGCAAGAAUGACCCAAAAACAACCAUCGACGCGUUGGCAUUUUCUUCCAACGGUAGUACGCUAGCAUCCGUACGGCGCACUUAUCACGAUAAAAGGGGUUUUGAUUACAUCCUAAACACUUGGGACCUGGCGACAGGAAAGUGUCUCCAGACUGUCACUCUAAGUGGUUGGGAGAAGUUCCAUGUCGGUAUAGCGAUGUUAAUUUUCUCUCCAACCAACAAGCAACUAGGGUCUAUAUUGAGAAAUGGCACUCUCCUUAUCUGGGAUGCAUCAACGGGCAAGCUCACCCAAACCCUCGUGAAACACGAGAGGAACAUUGUCCCUUCUCGUUUCAAGGAACCUAGGUAUAGGAAGUAUUCCAUGACAGACGAAAUGGUGGGAUCGUUCGCUGUGCUUUCCGCUUACUUUUCUUGCACGAGAGGAUUGGUUCGUAGCAACAAGGCGCCUGAGCUCACUAUGAGCAAAGAUAAUUCGUGGAUUCUGUGGAAUCAGGAGCCUAAAAUUGGGCUCCCGCCAGAGUAUCGCCCACGCAUUUUCGCAGUACAUGAGGAUUAUUGCGCCAUAGCAACUCAUUCGCAUGAAGUGCUAUGUUUUCCAUUUUCUGUUUGA